Archocentrus centrarchus (flier cichlid) is the source of this 2762-nucleotide messenger RNA. Its product is annotated as acylamino-acid-releasing enzyme-like. NCBI's taxonomy places the organism in Eukaryota, Metazoa, Chordata, Actinopteri, Cichliformes, Cichlidae. The transcript has 22 exons. Gene Ontology annotation, molecular function: serine-type endopeptidase activity. Gene Ontology annotation, biological process: proteolysis. The coding region runs from base 73 to 2331 and encodes 752 amino acids. The record is from RefSeq and is a predicted model, not a curated record.
CUGUUUUAGUGGCAAACUGUGUCAGCGAUAGACUAAAAACUUUACACUGUUGGUUAGCCUCAUAGCUACAAAAUGAAUAGGACAUUGUUAGCCGUUGGACAGCUUCUGUCACUGAGACGUAGUGUGAGUUAUUCUGCUGUGCGCUGUCAGGUGAUAACCAACCCGAAGGAAAUUGCCAGACUCUACAAAGAGCUCAGCCUCUAUCCCUCUUUGACCAGAGCAGAUGUGGGACCCGUCAUCACUUCUCAGUAUGGAGGCAAAUACAGCAACAUCUACACAGAAUGGAGCCAGCGGGAUCUGGAGAGGAACGAGACUGUCAAGUUUUGCAGGCAGUACAUUGUAUUUCAUGAUGACAAGUCAGUGGUCUACUCUGGAGCCUCAGGAAAUUGCACUGAGAUCAAAGGAGAGGUGCUAAGUAAAGAUUCUCCUUCUGGUGAAAUGAAGGCAGUCGUCAGAGAAUGCACAGUCCAAGGAAAGGAUAAACAGUUUCUGGAGAUCUGGAGUAAAAACAUCAAGAUGAAGAGCAUCGAUCUGACAGCCUUAAAGAAGCAUGGAAAAGUAUAUGAAGAUGACCAGUUUGGCUGCUUGGUGUGGUCUCACUCUGAGACCCACCUCUUGUAUGUGGCAGAGAAAAAGAGACCAACAGCAGAAUCUUUCUUCCAGACUGAGUCACCAGAGUUGUCUUAUGUUGGAGAUGAGGAUGAGACUUUGAGAGCUGAGAAGAAGGACGCUGUAAAAGGGGAGCAGUUUGUCUUCCAUGAGGACUGGGGAGAGGCUUUGGUUAGUAAGAGCUGUCCCGUGCUUUGUGUUUUGGACAUUGAAGGAAACAAUGUUUCUGUGUUGGAAGGAGUGCCUGAAGAUAUCUCACCAGGACAGGCAUUUUGGGCUCCAGGUGACACAGGUGUGGUAUUUGUAGGCUGGUGGCAUGAGCCUUUCAGACUUGGCCUCAAGUACUGCCCCAACAGGAGGUCAUCUUUGUUUUACGUGGAUCUUACUGGUGGGAAUUGUGAGCAGCUUUCAUCAGGCACCAGUGCAGUGUUCUCUCCCAGGCUGAGCCCGGACCAGUGUCGGAUUGUCUACCUGGAAUGUUCUGUAUAUGGACCACACUUCCAGUGCAACAGGCUUUGUAUGUAUGACUGGUAUACUAAGAAGACAUCAGUGGUAGUGGAUGUGGUGAAGCGACCUGGAGAGGAUGGCUUUAAUGGUAUCUAUGGUGCUCAGUUGUCCCCUCGGUGUUGGUCAGCUGACAGUCAGCGUAUCAUUAUUUCUUGUCCCCAGCGCAGCCUCCAGAAACUCUUGAUGGUGGAUAUAAGCACAGGGAGCAUCACCUCUCUGACUACAAAGUCUGAGGUUGGUAACUGGUGUCUGCUGAACAUAGAGAGAGAUCUGAUGGUGGUGAGCUGCUCUUCUCCCAGCAGCCCUCCAAGUCUGAGAGUGGGUUUCCUUCCAGGCAGGGAGUCUGAGGAGGAUGUAGUCUGGGUCACUCUGGAAGACUCUCAGACGUUGCCAGAAAUCGACUGGAAGAUUGUCAGUUUCACCCCUCCCCCAGAGCAAGACAACAGUCAAUAUUCGGGCCUUGAUUUUGAAGCUUUGUUGAUCAAACCAAAGGAGGUUAAGGAUGAAGUGAAGCUGCCUCUUAUCGUCAUUCCUCAUGGUGGCCCUCACUCAGUGUCUGUAGCAGAGUGGCUUCUGUCCUCGGCUGUGCUGUGCAGGAUGGGCUUUGCUAUAUUACUGGUGAACUAUCGUGGCUCUCUUGGAUACGGCCAGGACAGUAUCCUCUCAUUAUUGGGCAAUGUUGGCAGCCAGGAUGUCAAAGACGUUCAAUUUGCAGUUGAAAGUGUCCUGAAAAGUGGUGACUUUGACAUGCACAAAGUGGCAGUUUGUGGAGGCUCCCACGGUGGUUUCCUGGCUUGUCAUCUGAUUGGCCAGUACCCAGGGUUCUACAAGGCCUGCGUGGCUCGCAACCCUGUCAUCAACUUGGCCUCCAUGAUUGGCAGCACAGACAUCCCAGACUGGUGCAUGGUUGAGGCUGGCUAUAACUACAGUACAGACUGUCUGCCUGAAACUGCUGUUUGGGAACAGAUGUUGAUUAAGUCCCCCAUUAAGCAUGUUGCACAGGUCCAGACACCAGUUCUACUGACCAUAGGAGAAGAUGACAGGCGUGUACCUAGCAAGCAGGGAAUCGAAUAUUACAGAGCACUGAAAGCAAAGCAGAUUCCAGUUCGGUUACUGUGGUACCCAGGGAACAACCACUCUCUUUCCAAGGUGGAUGCUGAAUCAGACGGCUUUAUGAAUAUCGCUCUGUGGAUAAUUCAACACCUGAGUCAGUGAUGAUAAAUUUCAGACACUAUAUAAUGAUAAUGCUGUUGUUGCUCCCAGGAAAGGAUAGCAAGACACUUACACGCUGUGCAGGUGAUAAUAUGUUCCUGUUUCAAGGUCAGUGUGAGGUGCAAGCCAAAGCCAAAGCAUUAAAAGUGCUCUCCAACAAGAACACACUUUGUCUGAAUUCAGCUUCUUUCUUUUUUGUAAUCUUUCUGUGAGUAUGGUGAUUUCCACUGGAUGUUCAAUAGGGGCUAAUGUUAACAAAACACUUGAAUAAAAACAGUUGAUUCAAAUGAAAGACUUUUUAUUGAUUGUUAUUAUUUUGUGUAAUCUUUACAUGCAGAAAGUGAGGGGCUUUACACUUUCUGGUUUUGUUUGAAGUUAUAUAGGCAACUAAUUUCAUAUUCAGGCUUUUUAAAAUUGGUGCUCUUUUGAUUUUG